Messenger RNA from Cyphellophora europaea CBS 101466, 495 nucleotides. RefSeq lists its product as uncharacterized. The coding region runs from base 1 to 495 and encodes 164 amino acids. Lineage: Eukaryota; Fungi; Ascomycota; Eurotiomycetes; Chaetothyriales; Cyphellophoraceae. The record is from RefSeq and is a predicted model, not a curated record. The transcript is spliced from 2 exons.
AUGAACGUCUUGAAGACCUCAUUGACAGUGGUUGGGGGCUGGUGCCGCUCACGAGAGCUUUGGUGGAGGUUGGAUUUACCAAGGACUCAGACACACGCCUCAGGGCACACGUCCACCAUCAGAGUUCUAAUUACCUCACGAAUCUCCCGAAUGCAGUGUUGCAACAAAUGUUCCCCAACUGCUUCGGCCUCCAGCAAUGGAUUCUUCACGUCUGUUGGCAGCCGGCGCAAUGCUGGCUUGGCGAGAUAUAUUUCACAGAGUUAUGUGACUCUGGACUCGAGAAUGCAAGGGGUUUCAAUCAUCACGCUCCAGGCAGAUCGAAUGCUUGGGGUUUCCAGACCCUCAAACCGAUCGAAAGAUUACAGCGAGAACGCCAAGCGACAUUAUCAGAAUCUCUGCAAUCAUACGGAGUACAAUGGCUCCGAGAUGACUACCAGGCGCAAGAACAGGUAUGGCAACAGGAGCGGGCGCAGUGCGAAGAAAUUAAGCUCAUGA